Molecule: messenger RNA, 2004 nt
Organism: Drosophila serrata
Lineage: Eukaryota; Metazoa; Arthropoda; Insecta; Diptera; Drosophilidae
Product: soluble guanylate cyclase 89Db
Biological process (GO): cGMP biosynthetic process; response to oxygen levels
Cellular component (GO): guanylate cyclase complex, soluble
Molecular function (GO): guanylate cyclase activity; heme binding
Source: RefSeq, a predicted model, not a curated record
AUGUACGGGAUGUUGUACGAGAGCGUGCAGCACUACAUCCAGCAGGAGUAUGGUAUGUCCACCUGGAGAAAGGUCUGCGAGAUAGUGGAGUGCAAACACCAGAGUUUCAAAACGCACCAGAUCUAUCCGGACAAGUUGAUGCCGGACUUUGCCGCCGCCCUGUCCGCCUGCACUGGCGAAUCCUUCGACUUCUGCAUGAACUUCUUCGGGAAGUGCUUUGUGCGCUUCUUCAGCAACUUUGGCUACGACAAGAUGAUUCGCUCCACGGGAAGAUACUUUUGCGACUUCCUGCAGUCCAUCGACAACAUCCAUCUUCAGAUGCGCUUCACCUACCCCAAGAUGAAGUCGCCCAGCAUGCAACUGACUAACAUGGAUGACAACGGAGCCGUCAUCCUUUAUCGAAGCGGGAGGACUGGCAUGUCCAAGUACCUGAUUGGCCAGAUGACGGAGGUGGCUCGCGAGUUCUACGGCCUGGACAUGACCGCUUAUGUUCUUGAGAGCCAAAACGACAUCUGUGGCGGCACUGCGGGUCCUAUCAAGCUGACGGAUGGCCCUCUCACUGUAAUUGUGAAGUACCGGCUGGACUUUGACAAUAGGGACUACAUGGCAAAGCGGGUUAACGUGGUCGCCCAUCCCUCGCAAUUAAAGAUGCCUUCGGUGGACCUGAACAUUUUCCUGGAACUCUUCCCCUUCACCAUUGUGCUGAACCAUGACAUGUGCAUCACACUCGCUGGCGAGAAAAUAAUCGAGACGUGGAUCCUGCAUAAUCCUGGCGUCAACCCCAAGAGCUUUAUUGGCAGCCAUGUCAUGGACCGCUUCAAGUGUCGGCGGCCGAAGGACACGAAAAUCGAGUGGGAAACCAUUCUGCAGAUGCGCACUGUGUUGUUUGAGUUUGAACUCAUCCGCACGGGCCACAAUCGAGCCGCGUACGAUGCGGCCCUCAACAUCGACUACGACACCUUCGACGAUGCCAGCCUGAAUGAGGCACAGGCGAUGGCUCUGGCCAGUGCCAAGGAGUUCAGUGCUGAGAAUGCCAAAGAGGAGGAGGCCGCAACAUCCUCAAAGAACGAAAUCGAUCCUGCGACGGGGCAGCGUCGAACCUCUGUUGGUUUGCGUUCCAUCCUUCUGAAGGGACAAAUGUUCUACAUUAAGGACGUGGACUCGCUGAUCUUUCUCUGUAGCCCGCUCAUCGAGAACCUGGAUGAACUGCACGGGAUUGGGUUGUACUUAAACGACCUUAAUCCGCACGGUCUGAGCCGAGAGCUCGUCAUGGCUGGCUGGCAGCACUGCUCUAAGCUGGAGAUAAUGUUUGAAAAGGAGGAGCAGCGAUCAGAUGAGCUGGAGAAGUCCCUGGAACUGGCCGACUCUUGGAAGCGGCAGGGCGAUGAGCUCCUGUACUCCAUGAUUCCCCGACCCAUAGCCGAGAGGAUGAGAAAGAGUGAGGAGCACGUCUGCCAGAGCUUCGAGGAGGUUUCCGUCAUCUUCAUCGAAGUCCUGAAUGUCUACGACAGCGGUUCCAACAACAUCCAGGAUGCCAUGCAGGCGGUGACAACCUUGAAUAAGGUCUUUUCAGCGCUGGACGAGGAGAUCAUCUCCCCGUUUGUGUACAAAGUGGAAACCGUGGGCAUGGUUUAUAUGGCGGUUUCGGGAGCUCCAGACGUGAAUCCCCUUCACGCCGAACACGCCUGUGAUCUAGCCCUACGCGUGAUGAAAAAGGUAAAGGCCCACGCUCUGCCCGGAGUGGCAAUUCGGGUGGGCAUCAACUCCGGACCCGUGGUGGCCGGCGUUGUGGGCAUGAAGGUGCCCCGGUACUGCCUUUUUGGAGAUACUGUCAAUACAGCCUCGCGUAUGGAGAGCAGCAGCGAUCCCUGGAUGAUUCAGUUGUCCAACUAUACGGCGCUAAAGGUGCAGAAGGUCGGAUACAAAGUGGAGGCACGGGGUUUCGUCAAGGUCAAAGGCAAAGGAGAGAUGGAAACCUACUGGCUUUUGGAUGGACCAGAGUAA